AUGACAACAUUAAAUUUAGCUUCACCUGUUCAUCUUCAAAUUCAAACUAUUUUUGGUGUUCGAUCACAACUUGAUUCAUGUUUAUUUUUUUGUGAUGAACAUACAGUUAUUUAUCCAGCUGGAAAUCAAUUUAUUCUUGCUAAUGUUGAAACCAAAGGUCAACGUAUUUUUCGAUGUAUUGAAUUAGAACAUAUCGAUUGUAUUAUUGUACAUUCGAAUGCUGCUAUUAUUGCAAUUGUUGCUAGUGGUAUGAAUCCUGAUAAAGAAAAUACUACUAUAUCUUUUUAUGAUUUACAUACAACAAUUGGAAAAAGAAAACGAAUGUUUGAAUUACGUGAUACAUCAAUGACAAUAACAUCAAUGGCUUUUUCACAUGAUGCUAAACAUUUAGCUAUACUGGAUUGUGGAAAUCGUGAAUAUACACUAUCACUUUGGCUUUGGCAAAAAUCACGUCUUGCAGCAUCAAUUAAAUUAGGUCAAACUGAAGGUGUAACUGUUCUAUCACAAGUAUUAUUUCAUCCAAGUGAUAAUAAUUUAUUAUCAAUUAUUGGAAGACGAUUUUGUCGUUUUAUUCGACAUCUUGAUGGAAAUUUAAGAAUUCAAUCAUCAUCAGCAAAACUUGAUCAAUAUGAUUUUAUCUCACAUGCAUGGUAUGAUUCAAAUCGUUUUAUAGCAGGUACAAGUAAUGGACAUGUUUGUGUUUUAUUCAAUGGUGAUGUUCAAACAGAAAUUGAUGUUGUUGAAUUUCGAGAACGAUCAAUACCACCAAUUCAACGUGCUGUAUCAAUAAAUUCAUCUUUGGGUAAAAGUAUUUCACGAUCAGGAUUUUAUCCAAAUCAACAAGAAAAUCUUGAUACAUUACGUUCUACUGGUGAAGAAGUUACAUCAAUUAGUGUUGUUAAUAAAGGUUUCUUUUGUCUUGUUGGUGGAAAACGUUUAUGUCUUUUUUCAAAAAUUGCCGAUAGUUGGGAUUUUGCUAAAGCUCGUGAAUAUGUUAUACCUAGUAAUGAAAUAGGUACAGCUCGUUCAUCAACAAUUAGUUAUUUAAGUUCUUCACAAAUUUUACAUGAUAAACAACAACAACAACAACCAUUAAAUAAUACUCAUUCAAUGUGGAAAGUUGUUGUUAGUCCAAAAGAAGAACAUGUUUUAGUAUUAACAAAUAAACAACAAAUUUAUUCCGUAUCUGAUAUGGCAAAAGAUCAAUCAGCUGAAUCAAAAGAACCAUUUCUAUUAGAAUUAAUUUUUAAUUCUUAUCAUCAAUUAUCAAUACGUGGUUUAGAUAUAGCUAUACAAAAACCAUUAUUUAUUUCAUCAGGUGAUGAUCAUACUGUUCGUCUUUGGAAUUAUGAAACAAAUACAAUUGAACAAAUGAAAAUAUAUAAUGAACCAGUUUAUGCUAUAACAAUGCAUCCAAGUGGACAUCAAAUUGUUGUUGCAUUUGCUUCAAAAGUUUCUCUUAUGAAUGUAUUAAUUGAUGGAUUUGCAACUGUUAAAGAAUAUCCAAUUCAUGCAGCACAUCAAGUUAAAUUUAGUAAUGGUGGUCAUUUAUUUGCUGUGAUUGAUGCGAAUAUAAUUCAAAUAAUGUCUCCAGUUUAUCUUAAAGUUAUUCAUCGACUUAAUCAUGGACAAACUGUUAAAAAAAUCUUAUGGACAAAAAAUGAUCUUGCACUUUAUUCACAAUCAUCAAAUUAUUUUGUUAUAUGGGAUUUAGAAAAUCAAAAAAAAAUCUUUGAAUUAAAACCAACUUAUCGUCUUGAUGGAGGUUUUAUUGCUGAUCGAGAAGAUAAAAUUGUUUAUUUAGCUUCUGAUGAUGGAUUUAUUCGUGCUUUUCAUAAUGGACAAUUAAAUCAUGAAGCUCAAUUACCACAAGAUGAUAAACCAAGUUGUUUAGAAAUUUAUCCAAGUAACGGAGCAUUACUAUGUGGUACACAUCGUGGUUCAAUUUAUGUUCUAAAAACUCCAUUAGCAAAAAUAUUAACUGGAAUAUUUCAUUAUUUAGCUCAUUCGGCAAGAAUUACACAGAUUGUUGUUGCAUUUCAUGAAGCACUUAUUAUUAGUUGUUGUGAAGAUGGUAUUUUGAUGUUAUGGGAAACACAUAUAAAAUCAUCGACAAAAAGUGAAGAUUGGACAUCAGUUGUACUUCAUAAUAAAGCACGAUUUAUUCAUUUAUCACAAACAAUUGAAGCACUUCAAAUUGAAGAACAUGAACUUAAACGUAAUCAAGAAUAUCGUUUACAUCAAAUGGAAACAACAUAUUUGGCUGAUUUACAACGUCGUACAGAUAUGUCUGUAAAUGAACGACGACAUCAUGAAAAUCUAAUAGAACAUCAAAUAAUUGAAAAAGAAAACGAACAAAAAGAUUUUGAAAUAAAAUAUGCUGAUCUACAAGAAAAAUAUGAAAAUGAAAAACAACGUAUUGAAGAAGAAGAUCGAGAAAAUCUUGGUCGUGAAUUACAAAAAGAAGGCGAUUUAAUACGUUUAGCACAAAAAAUUAUGGAAGAUAAUGAAUCUCGUCUUAAAUCAACAAUAGAAGCAAGUGAAAAUGAAAUACGUGAUAUAGCUGAAUAUUUUACUGGAAAAAUUCGUGAAACAGAAAAUGAAUUAACAGCUUUACGUAAAAAAACUCGUCAAGCACUUGAGUCAAAUGAAAUUGAAAAGAAAAAUCUUGAAACUGAUGUUGAUGAUGAACAAUUAAAAAUUAAACUUGAAUUUGAAAUGGAAAGAAGACAUCUUAUUGAAACUAAUGCAAAAUUACAAAAACAAUUUAAAGAAACACAUGAAUAUCAAGCUCAUAUUUUAAAUGUUAAACAAGCUGAACAAGAAGCAACUGCUCAAACAGUUAAAAAACGUAUUCAAGAUAAUGUUCUUCGUGUUCAAGGUAUGUCAGAAGAAAUAUCUUCAUUAAAAAAUGAAAUCAAUGAACGAAAACAAACAAUAACUGAAAAAGUUGAUCGUAUUAAUGAUCUUGAAUUAAAAAAUCAAGAACUUGAAAAAUUUCAAUAUGUACUUAAGUAUAAAAUAGAUGAAUUAACACGUUUAAUUAAACCACGUGAACAAGAAAUUGAACGUAUGCGAAAUCAAUUACUUGAGAUGGCUAGUGAACGAGAAAAAAAAGAGAAUGAAUUAAGUCGAAAUCGUUUUCAUAAUGUUGAACAAAAACGUACAUUACAUGCUGUCGAUACACAAGUUGAACAUGAACGUCAAAAAAGAAAAGAAUAUGAUAAUGCAAUGCGACGUAUAAAAAAUGAUAUACUAGUACAUUUUGCUGAUAUUAAUGAUCCAAAACGUGUUAAAAAUGCUGUUGCUUAUUUAUAUGAAAAACAUGUACAAAAUGAUAAUGUAAAAAAUAUAUAUAUAACAGCUGAUGUAAGUGGUGGUUUAUCUGAAGAAAUAUUAGCUCAAGAUCGUCAACGAUUAUUUCUUGAACGAACAACAUCAGAUUUAAAAAGAAAAUUAAAUAGUGAUUUACAUACAACAAAAGCAAAUCGAAUGAGAAUUAUGAAUGAAAAUGCACUUCUAUUACAAGAAUUAAAUAAUUUACGUCAAGAAUUGAAAAUUAUUCGAGGUAGAACACAAGAUUAUGAAAUUGCAAAAAAAACAUUUGAUGAACGAGGAGUACAUAGUAUUGAUGCUCUUGUACAAACACUUAAUGCUGACGCAGGUAACUACGUUGUUCGUCAUCGUAAUAGUGAACUUAUUAAAGAAGUACAAAAAAAUCAACAAGAAAUUCUUCGUCUUCGACAACAUCUAUCACGAGUUCAAGCUGGUUAUAGUCCAUCAUCAAUGGAUACAAAUAUUGAUGAUGAAACAGCGAAUAUUUCUAUUCUUAAACUUGUUUGA
This is a messenger RNA of Rotaria sordida, 3843 nucleotides long. Lineage: Eukaryota; Metazoa; Rotifera; Eurotatoria; Philodinida; Philodinidae. The record is from the annotation of a GenBank genome assembly.